Motacilla alba alba is the source of this 9799-nucleotide messenger RNA. RefSeq names its product ELAV like RNA binding protein 2 (gene ELAVL2). NCBI's taxonomy places the organism in Eukaryota, Metazoa, Chordata, Aves, Passeriformes, Motacillidae. Bases 6240 to 7406 code for a protein of 388 amino acids. Gene Ontology annotation, molecular function: RNA binding. The transcript has 8 exons. The record is from RefSeq and is a predicted model, not a curated record. Gene Ontology annotation, cellular component: ribonucleoprotein complex.
UGGACUCGAUGAUCCUCAAGGUCUCUUCCAACCCUGUGAUUCUGUCAUCUCAUCUUAUUUUGACUGAAGAGGGCUGACUGGAAGCGUUUCAGUUUGGACAGUAUUUCCUUCUGUUCUUCCAACCCUCUGGCCCAGCUGUGGAAAAAAAACCAAAAAGGCAGGUCAAGUCAGUUGUUGCCACAAGUCCCUGUUCUUUGCCUUGCAUGCUACUUUGAGGCCCUUCGCCAAAGAAGGAAAGCAAGUAUUUAUUAUUUGAAUAAUACUUAACGUCUAAGAUGUGAUCCUAGGCCAUUUAAGCAAUUUUGGGCAUCAUGUCCAAGACUGUUCAGGUAGCUUGUUUGCUGUCCUAUCUCCUGGAAGGCAGAUACUGGCAAAUCUUAGUACAUCUUACCCUGUGUGGCUAGUUGAGCUGUUGUCUUCAUGAAGCUCUCUUCUUCCCCAGAAGGUUUCCUCAAUGGAAGAAUUAAUAUUUCCUGUGCAAAAAUUACUUGAUUCUAUGUGUACAUAAUGUUGCAUGUUUCAGUUUGGUUUGAAUACUUUUUGUGUUGCAAAUAAGCUUUGCUUGUCAUGACUUUUGAAGCUGAAAGAGGGAUGCCAUGACACGUCAGUCUGUCAGGCCACUGAUGAUCUGGGCUUAUGGAGACAUCUGAGUGUGUAGGCAUUGUGUUGCUGUCCAGCCUGAUACCACUUUGAUAGUACUUGAGAAGACAGGUAUAGAGGAAGGGAGAGGCAUGGCGAUUACUGGUUUCUGACUUUGAGCUGCUUCCAUUUUCCAUGGCUUUGUAUGAUGUUGAGGAUGUCAUUUUUUGAGCUAACUAGCAGGGUUAAGGGGUAGGGAUAUUUAGUCAUGCAACUUUUCUCUUGUCUAAAUCUGCAUUUGAGCUAAAAGUUCCCUGUGAGAGAGCAAAAACUCUCCCGAAGGGAGAUCCUGCAGUUUGAAGGAGGUAGGGCUGUCAUGGAGAUAGCAGGUUCAUGCACUGUGGAUCUGCUGAGGUGUACCCUCUGUUGGAAUGUCUGUGAUGGGGGUGCGUUUUGGGCCUAACCAUCUCUCCAGUUUUCCACUGAGCUUUGAGCAAGGAGUACUGACAUGAAAAGCCAGCAUAAGAGAACUGUUCCUCUAAACCUUUUCACCCUUAUCUUGCCAUCCAUCAUUGGGCUCUCUGUUGCGGUGAAGAAAGCUGAGUGCAUGAGGGAGAAAACCAUGUUUUCCUUCAGGAGGAUGCACCAAAGAGUGAAUGGAGUACUGUGUGGCCUUGAAGGUGACACAUGUUUCUUGAUUAGAGCAGCAUCUUUUUCUUACUUGUGUUUUUUUUUUGAUUUGUAUACCUCUUCAGUCAGACUAACUUGACUUGCUUCCUGUUCCUGUCUGUUGUUGAACAUUAGCUUUUGAAAUUGGCAAUGGGGAAGAAGGAUGUAACUGCAGUAUGAAAGGGGGGAAAGUUUUACAGAGCCCAGCUGGAAUACUGAGGUAAAUGCUCAAAAAUUGAAGUAGGCAUCCUAGCCAGUUCAAGUGGAUGUUGACUUUGAAACCCUUCAACCUAUCGAGUUGCUAUAUUUGAAGAGUCAUCAAGUUGUCUCCUUUCACCCCACUGCAUCUUUGGUUUUCUUGUGUUAGUAGGCUUGAGAGGACUGCAGAUGUCUAAGGCUGAAGGGGAAUGUCUACAAUAAAAUGCAGUUAUCUCUUGAAGAAUACAUAUGAGUUUUGACAGAGUUGUAUUGCCUUGGAGAGCAUUUUGCUAGUAGGCUGAGAGAACUAACACAGGAGGCUGGGAAAGCAAAUAAGAGCAAUAGUUGGCAAGAUCUUGUGGCUGGUAGAGUGUAGUUGAAAAACCAUUCCUGUUAAAAGUCAGUCUUAUUAAAACUAUUAUUUAAGUAUUGGAAUUGUUCACAGCUUGCUUAUUUGAGAUCUGAAUAGCUGUUAGAUUUUGUGUUCAUCAUUUGUGUUCAUUGUUUUGGUGAAACUCUUUCUGAACAUCAAUAUUGGCUGUGUUCAAACAGUCACAACUUGACAUUUAGUUAAAAUUUCAAAUAUAACCCAAGUAAUAAUUUUCCCUUAGCUAUCUUUGAACAUUUUUUAUAUGAAAGAGGGCAAUACAAGGAAAAAGUAUAAUUUUGUGCUGAGUUUUGGUGUUUUGUCCUUGUAUAUGAGCUAAUUAGUAAUGCAUGUUGAUGUUGUCUAGCUCAGGGAAUUGGUUAUGUUGGUGGAAAUGGUUAUGUGUCUAAAUCGACCUUAAUAAUUAGGAAUGUAAAAAUGGUUAUAGUUUAUUGGGGUCUCACUUGAACUGAUCCCUUAAUGGAAUGAAGGUACUUGUUUUCUUUACCAAAGACGCUUAAGAGUUGAUCUUUCUAAUAUGGUUUCUAGGAUAACUUAAGUUACCUUACAUGUUUCCCUCCCUUUACCCCAGCUGAUAGGAUAACCAGUAAUUUCAGUCAGAAGAGAUUGUUUAUUUUCUGUAGAUCAGUCCAUUGCCAAGCAGUGUUCUUGCCUUGUUGUACAUGCGUUAUGUUUUCAGAACCCCUUGCAAGUGUUUGUUGGCUUAAUUCCUAAUGCAUAGUAGCUUUAGUAGGGGAUUGUUUAGAGUAUCCUAAUACUCUUAAGUAUUUUGCAGAAAUGUUAGGAGUUUCCAAAAGCAUUUCCUACUGAGUGAAGAUGUUUUCUUUUAAUCUAUGUAUACAGUUUUAGUGUUCCUACAAAUAUUUACAUUCCAUAGAUAUUUAGCACUUUCUUGCUUGUGUCCUUUUUAGUGUGGUCACCAGCACUAUUAAGGUCUUUCAUGCCUCUACAAAUAGCUGUUUCUUGUUGCUGAAAACAGCCGUUUUUCAGUUGUCUUGUCACUGCUUACCUGGAAUAGGCAAGUCUGCUUCAGGUGCCUCUUCUUUCCUGCUGAAAGAAGAGUUAAUCUGCUGAAACCUUCUGCAGAUUAACUUCUGCAGCAGCAAUCACAGGGGUGAAUUACAAUCCUUUUUCCUUAAAAUUCAUAUGCCUUUUUUUUCUAACCUUUUUUUCUUAAUUUUCUUCACUUAUUUCAAUUCAUGGUGAUUUUGAGGCAAAGAUGUAGAAAUGUUAAGUGGUGUUACUUCUUUAGUGAUUCAUUGAAGAGUCUGUGAAAAGGUUCCCCUUUUAAACUGCCACUCUUGAAAGGCUAGAAAUUGCUUUGUAUUGUUGCAAAGGGGUCAUGCUUUCUGAUCUUAAUUACCUGUGUUUACAUUAGUAACAUUUUAAGUUACGUGAAGAUUUAAGACCACCUCAUUAUCAGAAAAAUUCUGAAUUUUCUGUCAAGUUUUCUGUCUUUCAUCUAUUUUAUCAAAGUUCUUCCAUAUAAUUUAGCAUAAAUCAAGAGGCACUCUUCUGGUUUCUACUCCUCAGCUGCAUGGGUUCUCAUCAAGCAGUACCCUGAUCUAGUUUGUGCUGCAGAUUCUUAAACAGUGUAAUGGAGGGAACAGCAAAUGAAUGUACGUUCAGGUGGGGAGGGCUGCUAAUAGAUAAAUGGUAGUUUAUACUAUUAAACAAAAAGUGAAAACAGAGGCAAAGAAAUAAGCAUUGUUUAGCCUGUUUGUGCAGACUCACCAAGCACAAGAUGUCCUGUUAAUAUGUGGAUCUCAGAGCAAUCAUUAAGCUCUCCUUGACAGCUAUCCUUCUUAUAGGGAAAUUAAGAGUGAGUUGUGUUUUGUUUUGAUGGGCAAGGUUCUUAACUAAAGACUGGUAACUAAAUGCCUCUGGUCUUUGUGUGUGUUUACCCAAAAAGGACUUUAGGAUUUGAGCCAAGCUAUGUAAUAGUUUUUGUAUAUGCUAGAUUGAACAGUCUCUGUUAUCUCUUAUUGUACAGCUUUUUUGAGUGUGCUUCUUGUAUAUGCCUCUAAGGCACUUGACCAUUUGAAAAAAAAAAGAGUCCUUCAAAUUAACACUCCAGUAAAGAUAAAAAUCACUAAAGAGGAAGCUUGAAGAAUUGCAUCUAUUCCAAGUGUCAAUAACUCUGCACUUAAAAUUUGAAUAGCUAAAAAAUAUUUGUUUUGCUGAGUUGUGCUUUUUAAAGCAAAAUUCAGCAUCUGUAUUGUGCCAGGUCUUACCUUUCAGUGAGCUCUUAAAUAAUGAUGGGUUUUUGUUUUUUGUUUUUUUUUUUUUUAAUUUAGCAUGUUUAGCAAUAGUCCCCACAGACAAGAAACAGUUUACUCUUGUUGAAAUGCAUUAAUUACUGUUGUAAGUCAAAGUGGAUGGAAUAAAUCCUCUGGAAAGGGAGCAACUUCAUUACAAGCAAAGAACAAAGUUCUGUUUUAGACCUUUGUGUCUGGAAGAGAUAAAUAACUAUGUAUGCAGCCAGAGGUGGUUCUUGUUCUACAGUUUGGUAUUAAGAAGACAAAAUUUGUAGUAUUUGCAUGUCCAAAUGCUGAUGUGUUUUAUCUAUUGCAUGCUUCCCUUGCACUGGAAAACAGGAUUGGAGGGCAAACACAAAAUACUAAGGCAUGCUCUGAAGGUUUUGUGGUAUGUGAGCCUUGAGAAGAAUCUUCAGGAGCACAUAUACGUCUCUUAGGACUUUACCAAAGGGCAUUGUGUCAGCUGUGACCUUUGAGGCUGGAGGCAUCUCAUGGUCCAGCUUGUGUUGCCUCUGAACAGUGCUAACAUAUUGAAGUAAGCAGAUGUGUUUAGUAUCUGCUGUCUUAAGUUCAGAGUGUAAUCACCUUCAUGUUAUAAUACUUUUUAGAAGUAUAUAAUGUAAUUGCAGCAGGUAUUUGUGCAGUGAUUUUUUUUUUUUAGUGCAGUGUCUAUAAAUAUAAUUAAAUUAUGUAUAUAAAACCAAUGUGAAAUGAUUUCCCACCCAGCAAUGACCAGGAUGCACAAGUAUGAAUUGAAACUGGUGGUAGAAAGACUUACGUUUUUCCCUAGCAUCUAUAUGCAUGUGAGGUGGUAAUGGUGGAUGAAGGCUUACCUAUUUUGUCACCUCCUUGGCUCUGUCUCAGCACUGCUGGGAUCCAGGCUCACAUUGCAUUUUCAGCUGAGCAUGAAUAGUUGAGUAUAUUGCACACCAAAAUACCUAUGUUGAAAGGAAAGUUUGUAGGCCACUGUGGCUAUUGUUUAGCCAGUCUGUAUCUUGCUAGCUCCACUAUAUUUUCUAAAGCUCUCAUAUAAAAAUCUGCUGUUAUAAUUGGAACUGUUCUAUGGCAACCAGUUCUAAUUGCAUAAACCAUAUGGCUUUUGAACUUCUGAUGUCUUUUCUCUUGAAAAACAAAAAGCCUACUUGCUUCUCUGCUUGGAAAUCUUACUCAUGACUUGCUUGAGCUGCAGCUAAUUAGAAACUGGCAUUCAGUUAAUGCCAUAAACAGUGUUUAAGAGUGUUUGGGUUUAAAGUCUUAUCUGUGCAUGAUGAAGAAAAAAGUAAGUUUAUAGAAAAUAGAUGGCUGCCAUGCACUGCAUGUUAGAGAGAAUCGCUCAGUUUGCUGAACUGAACAACUGUGUCUUUAGUUCUAAAGCUUCCUUUCAGCAUUAUAAAGAGAGCUGAUUUACUCAGUCAACUUGGCUUUAUUGUUCUCCUCUUAAUCUGAAUGUAUUUUAAGACAAACUUUUCCUUAGUAGGUAUAGAAUCCUGUUUCCUGAACAUAAUGGUUUUAUAGGUUUUGAAUGCAGUAACUUCUAAGCUAUUUUAAUAACCUGAAGUGUUAUACUGUCUCUGAGGCUAAUAGUUAAAAACUGAAUCAGCUUUUUUUAAUGGUACUGGGGAUUCUUCAGCAGUUCAGUAUCUUAAAAAUUUUUUGGGGGGAGGGUGGAAGAAAACUCAUAGCUCAAAUUCUGUGUUAAGCUGCUGGUUUAGUACAGUGUCAAAGCUGAACACUCAUUUCAGAAAACUCUUUUUCCUAGAAUGUAAUUUGCUGCAUUUAAUACUAUUUUUAGGUCAGAUAGAAAUGUAAAUAAAGUGGCAAGAAUGCUGGUUUUCCAAACUAGAUGUAGGAGAGCAGUCUGUACAGCCUUGGAAGCAAUAAAAAUGGUAGAAGAACUGGUAGAGCAAAAUAUAUUUUUGAGACAUAAUGGUUUCUUUUGUCAGAGAACUGACUUGCACACUGAUUGCAAGUACUGUAUAGAAUGCUUCAGUGAAGAUAAAUGUGUUAUGCAUGCUGGAAGUACUUCAACUGACAGGUGUUCUUGGCUUUUUUUUUUUUUUGAGAAAUGCUGCAGUGCUUAAGAGAACAGUGAAGUCUCCAGCUAGUACACUGAAGUCCUUAUAAGCAAACGGCAACUCCAAACUAACAUGGCAGUCAGACUGUGUGAUGUGGCUUCUCUGCUUAGAAGUGGUUCGUGGGCAGCAGAGCCUUGGACUGGGCAGGUAAUUGCUGCCAUGGAAACACAGCUGUCUAAUGGACCAACUUGUAAUAACACAGCCCAUGGUUCAGCCCCCAUAAACAAUUGCUCAUCACCAGUUGAUUCUGGGAACACAGAAGACAGCAAGACCAAUUUAAUAGUCAACUACCUUCCACAAAACAUGACACAAGAGGAACUGAAGAGUCUUUUUGGCAGCAUUGGGGAGAUAGAAUCCUGCAAGCUUGUCAGGGACAAAAUAACAGGACAGAGCUUGGGUUAUGGUUUUGUGAACUAUGUUGACCCUAAGGAUGCUGAAAAAGCUAUCAAUACGCUGAAUGGAUUGAGACUUCAAACUAAGACUAUAAAGGUUUCUUAUGCACGACCAAGUUCAGCUUCUAUAAGAGAUGCAAAUUUGUAUGUUAGUGGACUUCCAAAAACGAUGACCCAGAAAGAACUGGAACAGCUCUUUUCCCAAUAUGGACGGAUUAUUACUUCUCGUAUUCUGGUUGACCAAGUCACUGGGGUGUCACGGGGCGUGGGGUUUAUCCGGUUUGACAAGCGAAUUGAAGCAGAAGAAGCUAUCAAGGGCUUGAAUGGCCAGAAACCUCCGGGUGCCACAGAGCCCAUCACUGUAAAGUUUGCUAACAAUCCAAGCCAAAAAACCAAUCAGGCCAUUCUUUCCCAGCUGUACCAUUCUCCAAACAGAAGGUAUCCUGCCCCUCUAGCUCAGCAGGCUCAACGUUUUAGGUUGGACAAUCUGCUCAACAUAGCUUAUGGAGUAAAGAGUAGGUUUCCUCCAAUGACCAUUGAUGGAAUGACAAGUUUGGCUGGAAUUAAUAUCCCUGGACAUGCAGGAACUGGAUGGUGCAUUUUUGUGUACAACUUGGCCCCUGAUGCUGAUGAGAGUAUCCUCUGGCAAAUGUUUGGACCCUUCGGAGCAGUGACCAAUGUGAAGGUCAUCCGUGACUUUAAUACCAACAAGUGCAAAGGUUUUGGAUUUGUGACUAUGACAAACUAUGAUGAGGCAGCUAUGGCAAUAGCCAGCCUGAACGGAUACCGCCUUGGUGACAGAGUAUUGCAGGUCUCCUUCAAAACAAACAAAACGCACAAAGCCUAACAAGUUAUUCUCAGUGCAUUAAUACAUGAAAACUAUACAACAAAGGCAAUUUACAAGAAGCUUUAUGCAUUAGUAAAUGCCUUUGUUGUAUGCCAGUGUGGAAAUGGGGAUAAAAUGACUACUUAGCAUCCUAAGAAUAUGUGAGAUUUUUUUAUUGCUAAUAUUUGAAUUAGAACUUCUUAACUAUCUUUUGUGUUUGAGUAUUGACAAGAGGUACAGGGUUUUUACCUGUCUCAAUGCAUAUUCUAUUGCCUUCUUUGAAGAAGGUGGACCUUUUAAAAUGUUUCAGCUAAGGGAAGAAGUUUUUUUUCUUUAUACAUGACUGCCUUUAAUCUAUGAGUAAAUAUCGAGGCUUUGUGUAAUACUGUAUUUUUUUGUCGUUUCUUGAUUUGCUUUGUGUUUAAUUUACAUUGUAAUGCAUUAUUGUUUUGUUCAAGAAAAUCAUCUGAAGUUUACAUUUUAUUUAUAAAGUUAUAAGCAGUAUUUAUUUCAUCAUCUUCAUUUGGGUUGGGGAGUGGGAACACAUUAUAAAAGCUUAUUGUAAGAAUACUGGAGAACUUUUCGUAAAGCAGUACCUUGCCAAAGAGAUAAGAGCCUCUUUGAUGUGGGUUUAAAAAGCAUCUAUUUUUAUAAAAAAAAUAAAAAAUUUGGAGAAACUUUUUACUGGUCCUGGAACAAAUAUUUUGACUUGAAUACUUUGAGAAAUCUCUUCGUAUGACACCUAGUGAGCUUUUAAAACUUACCAGGAAAUUUGCAAUUGUUGGGAAAAAAUUUAGAAAGAUUUAUGAUGUAGAGCUACUUUUGAGACCUUUGUAUUAAGAAGUAAAGUCAAUGGGAUGCACUGUUGGUUUCAUUUUUUGUAAUCAUCAGUGGAGUCAUUGAUCAUCCUGGUUAUUAAGUGAUAGGUGGCUCACUUUAAUUUGUGAUUUUGAAGCGAAUGAAAAUUUAAAAAAAGAAUAUAAGAGCAAGCAGAAGACUUAAAACACUGAGAUAUGGGGGAAAAAAAUCUGUUCUUCCUAAAGAAUUCCCUUCAGAUAAAGCUCAUGGUGUUUAGUGAUGUACUUGCUAUUGUUUGAAGAAUUGUUUUGUCUUAAGAAAAGACAUCAAGCAUGAUUUGUGUAGUAGCAAAUCAGCAGAAGUGGCCUGAGUUGGAUACAUUAGGAGGUAUUUUGAAAGUUAUGUUCAAGGCUAACACCUGAGCUUUGUGUAAUGUAAAUAAGAACUUAAGUUAUGAACCUUUCAGCUAAUUUUGAUUAUAGUUUUUUUAAAAGUUACAUGCCAAGUGAUGUUCAAUUUUGAAUGUUUUUGUAUAAGUUUUUUCUUUGUAAAUGGCAUUAACAUUGUUACUUGAGAUCUGCUUCUUCUUUUUUUUUCUUUUUUUUUUUGUCCUGAGGACUUGAAUUUACAGUGCAUCAGAUCUGUUGCUAUUUUUGUCUGUAGAUAGUCUAGCUUCAGCUGUUUAUGGUGAUGCAACAUUUUUGUUCAUGAAUAUGUUUGUGGUAAAAAAACAAGUAUAAACAUAUGUUUUGAGCAAAUUUCCUUACAUUUUUCAUAUGAAAACCAUAAAUACCUGUAUGCUAUUGAAGUUUAACUUUGUAUGAUGCUUAAAUCACUAUUUGGGGAAAUAGAAAAAGUCUUUACCAUGUAUUGAAGAAAUUUAAGGAAAACAAAUACAGAAUAUUUUCUGAUUAGCAUCUAGCUUAUAAUUAAAUUUUUAAAAAAAAGCUGAGGGUUUGAUGCCUUCACCAGGAUGCACUGACAACUAUGUAGUUACGUCCUGCUUUUUGUAUAAACUGAGAUGCUCAUAUGCUUCCCCUUAGAAAAAGCAAUGUUCUAUGCAUAACAUAGUUGUACACUAUCUUUGCAGUUGUUUUUGGUUCUUAUUCUUUUAAAUUGUAGUUAUAAAAUUUUCAGUAUAGUACAGUACAUAUACUGUGAAGCGCGUGCUAAAGUGAAUAAGCAAGUUUUCAUGCUGACCCACUCAAUGCUAUUCAAAAAUCAAUUGGCUUCCUGAGUACUUUCAUUCUUAGAUGCAUUUAGAUUGUUAAAGCUAAUCCUCUGCAUUAAAAGUUGUAUAUAGUAUAGAAAUCACAAACUUUCCGAUGUGGGAGAAAUAGUAGCUACAUGCUUCUUUCCUAUUCUACUGUAGCAACUAACGGCAUUGAUGAGAAGGCAUGUAAAUUGGGCUUCACUUUACAGUGUUUAUCAGAGCACUUAGUAAAAUAUAAGGCUGGUAUUUAUUUGAAGUUGUAUAGUAUGACUUAAUUCACAUUUGUUGGAAUAGAGAAUAUAUUCUGUUGGGUAUUUAAGAGGUUGUACAUGUUUUCUUUUGUGUUUGGAUUCUUUGUACUUUUUCAUGUUCAGUACAUCAAUAAACAAAGUUGAAGGGAAAA